AUUUCGUAUUUUUGUUGCAGUGAAUUGCUUACCUAGAUCAUGUAGGGGUGACAAGGCUGUUAACGUUGCCACCCAAAGGCCAACCAGAAAAACUCAAUCACAAGCAACUGGAUCUUCCAAUACUAUUGUCCAAGAGUCUCCGAUGGACACAAGUAAUGAUGAUGGUGACACUGAUUCAAGUGCACCAUCGCCUCCUCAACCCAAAAAGGGGCGAGGUAUUGCUAAAGGGCAAAAAAUGCCAGAGGAUCCAACCCAGAAGCUGAGCAUAGGGAAUUGGAAUGGAAAAAUAUUACCUAAACAAGUCCGAAAGGAUAUUUCAAUAAUUCUUAAGUCCAAUAUACGAGAUGCAUAUACAGGUUGGGCCUCAAUAUCACGUGAGCACAAGGAUGUGUAUUGGCAAGAUUUUCGGAACAAAUAUGAGUGGGACCCUGCUCAUGAGGAUGCUGUUCAUACAGCAUUUCUACGAGUUUAUCGAAAAAGAUAUAACCGAAUGAUGACUGAUAUUCAAACCUCAUGCAGAAAGAACAAUUUUACUGAAAAAAAACUAUACAUGUCUGAUGAAGUUUGGGAGAAGUUCAAGUACAAAUGGAUGGAGGACCCUCAGUUCAAUGCGCGCAGAGAGCGAGGCAAGGCAAAUCGAGCAAAGGGCCCUAGGGUAACCCACACGGGUGGAUCUAUGGAUUACGAUGACUUUGUGAGAAAAUUGAAGGAAAAGGAUCCAGAACAUAGGGAUCCAUCAUUUGUUGAUGUGAUCCGUGCCAAAAAAAUGCACCAUCCAAAGGAAAAAGAUAAAAUGCCAACAUAUAUUGAUGAGCAGGCUCAAGAGUAUACUGAAAGAUUAAAUGCAGAGGCCAUUCUGAAAUAUGGAGAGGAUACAACUACAUGGCCAACAACAGUUGACGCCCAGCUCUUGUCCCAAGUUUCAGGUGGACCUUCAAAAGAUGGGCGACUUUAUGGCAUGCCUAUAUACAUGGAUCCUGAGGAGCAAGGAGUCUCACAUCGCAAGCGUCCACCGCAUACCAUACCUGAUAAUUCUGUUCAAUCAUCCCAACGGGGAGGGAUGCAGGGAGGGAUGCAGGGAGGGAUGCAAGGAGGGAUGCAGGGAGGGAUGCAAGGAGGAAUGGAAGGAGGAAUGCCUGGAGGGAUGCAGGGAUGGAUGGAGGGAGGGAUGUAGGGAUGGAUGCAAGGAGAUGGAGGGGCUGGGACAAGUGGGGGAGCAUAAUUGGCAUUGUUUUCACUCAGUUGAUCUUUAUAUCAGAACAUAUUCUAUUAUUAUAUAUGAAAUGGACAUGUAUGAGAUAGGGGCAUAGUGUUGUAAUUAGUUAGUAUUUUAGAUUAAAACACUUUAAUUAUG
Rubroshorea leprosula is the source of this 1354-nucleotide messenger RNA. Lineage: Eukaryota; Viridiplantae; Streptophyta; Magnoliopsida; Malvales; Dipterocarpaceae. The record is from the annotation of a GenBank genome assembly.